This is a messenger RNA of Mucor velutinosus, 1422 nucleotides long. RefSeq lists its product as uncharacterized. NCBI's taxonomy places the organism in Eukaryota, Fungi, Mucoromycota, Mucoromycetes, Mucorales, Mucoraceae. The transcript is spliced from 2 exons. The record is from RefSeq and is a predicted model, not a curated record. Bases 1 to 1422 code for a protein of 473 amino acids.
AUGUUAUUCGUCUCCGGGACUUUUCUACAACAGCUGGGCGCCUCGUUCGUUAACCAAAAUGCCAAACUAACUCGAUUCUCUUUCGCUACUCUCUGCCUCCCUCGUUCUCAUGGCGGCCUUGGUCUUUUGGAUCCUGCUGUGCAGAUCAACGCCCUUCAGUGGCGCUGGCUUCAUCCACUUUUGCACCCAUCCGAUCCCACUCCUCCUACCAAGACUUCUCUUCCUUAUCUCCGUGUCAUCCUCAACUUCUUCCUCGCUACUCCCUCAUACCCCACCUACCACUGGUCUCUCCUCUUUCCUGCCUGUAGGCCAUCAAGCGCCAGAAAGGUCAUCGCUCCUCUCUACAACAUUCUUCGCGCCGUAGAUACCAUUGUUCGUAAGUUUGGUGUCUGUCAUGUUUCCUUCAGUACUUGUCUACGCCUGCCAUUUUCGACCUUGGUUGAACAUAACCUUCCACCCAACCAUAGCUUAUCGCCUACAUUUCGCUCACCAAAGGAAGUGGUAAAACACUACCCCAGAGUGCUUCAACUUACAGGUAAUGAUGUUUUCAUCUUUGAUACCACCACUCAAGCUCUUCAACUUCGCACUUCGGUCAUUGGCCUACCCCACCAACCCACCAGCUUACGCGCUAUCAAUUUUCUUCAGGCUCAAAACCUACUGCUCACCAACUUCAUUCACUUCAACAUGUUGCUCCUUGUCCCUCGUCCAAACAUCACACAUAUCGACCUCUCCACCAUCACCAACUAUUCCGAUAGUAUCAGCCUCGUAUCCACCCUUCUACUCUCUUUAUUGGCAACUUCAUUUUCUUUUGAGUCUCAUUCAUUCCUUUUAUCCCUCCCUACUAAUCAAGGAUUCAAAUCCCUCCCCCUUCACACUAACCCUUCCUCUUAUUCGUCCCCUUUAGGUGUUGCCAAAUGGAAGCAGUUUUGGACUCUCCAGAUUCCUUUGAAUGCUCGCAAUACUUGGUUCCGGAUCCUUCAUGAAAAAGUUACUACUCGUCAAUUAUUACAUCAACGGCUUCGCGAUUCAUUUACCCCGUACUGUCCUCACUGUCAGUCUUCGUCAUCCACAAUCCCCACCAUCAUCGAAGAUACUGAGCACUUCCUCUUUUCCUGUCCUCGAAAAUUGGACGUCUGGCGACAAACUCUCUCUCUUUACAUCUCACCUCGAUUCUCUUACUUUGCGUACGAGGAAUACAUUGCCAUCCUCCACCUUCGCCUCGAUAUUGACCGCUCAUCUCAUGAACUUUUUCCUGCAUUAUCCGUGUUCCAGGUCUUUGCUUGCAUCCAACAGGCUAUCUGGUCUGCUCAUUACCGCCAAGUUUUCCAGCACGUCCCUUUCAUCCCGUCUACUGUCAUCCACUCCAUUCAUCGUACUCUCCUCAAUUUAGACUCCCAACUUUCCUUCGAUACAAUUAUCUGA